CUCAUUUUCAAAUACGUCCUGAUCCUGAGUAUGCAAUCUGCCGCUAAGUCCUUCGCCCGCCACUUCAGCACCGCCCUGUCGCCCCGGGAUGUGGUGAUCGUGAGUUAUGCGCGUACUCCCAUCGCGACGUUCAACGGAGCGUUCGCCUCGCUCUCCGCGCCCGAACUUGGUGCGAUUGCCAACAAAGCUGCGAUUGAGCGCGCGGGUAUUUCGGUCAACGAAAUCCAAGAAGCGUACUUGGGUAACGUUGUCUCAGCCGCCAUCGGCCAAGCCCCUGCGCGCCAAUCCGUGCUCAAAGCAGGCAUCCCCGACACGGUGCCUUGCACGACCAUCAACAAGGUGUGCGCUUCCGGCAUGAAAUCCAUCGCGUUGGCGUCGCAAAGUAUCAUUGCCGGCAGCCAAGAUGUCAUGCUCGCCGGUGGGUUCGAAAGCAUGUCCAACAUCCCGUACUACUUGCCCAAGGCGCGUACGGGCUACCGCUUGGGAGACGGAAAGUUGGUCGAUGGUGUCAUCCACGACGGUCUCUGGGACCCGUACAACAACCAGCACAUGGGCUUGUGCGGUGAAAAGUGCGCCGAAGAGUAUAGCAUCACCCGCCAAGACCAAGACAAGUACGCGAUCGAAAGCUACACCCGCGCUGCCAACGCCGCCAAGGCGGGCAAAUUCGCCGCGGAAAUCACUCCCGUGUCCAUCGCGCAGCGCAAGGGCGACCCCAAGGUCAUCACCGAAGACGACGAGAUCCACAACGUCAACGUCAGCAAGAUCCCAUCCCUCCGCCCCGCCUUCAAGAAGGAUGGCACGGUCACCGCCGCCAACGCAUCCUCAUUGAAUGAUGGCGCCGCUGCCUUGGUGUUGAUGUCGGCGGAAAAAGCCCUGGCGUUGGGCCUGAAACCGUUGGCGCGCAUUCUCGGCUUUGGCGAUGCCGCGCAUGAACCCGUGGACUUCACGACCGCGCCAUCCAAGGCCGUGCCGAUCGCCGCCAAGCACGCCAAGCUAUCGCUCACGGAUAUUGACUACCACGAGAUUAACGAAGCGUUCUCGGUCGUGUCUCUGGUGAACAUGCAGCUGCUCAACUUGGACCACAGCCGCGUCAACGUGAACGGCGGCGCCGUCGCGCUCGGCCAUCCCAUCGGCAUGAGCGGCGCGCGCAUCGUCGGCACUCUUAUCCACGUGCUCGAACAAAACGACGCCACCAUCGGAUGCGCGUCCAUCUGCAACGGCGGCGGCGGCGCGGGCGCGUUGAUCCUCGAGCGAUUGUAAGCAAUGAACUCACUACUAAUACAAGGGUGGGUCGGUCGCA
Messenger RNA from Aphanomyces astaci, 1300 nucleotides. RefSeq lists its product as hypothetical. NCBI's taxonomy places the organism in Eukaryota, Oomycota, Saprolegniomycetes, Saprolegniales, Verrucalvaceae. The record is from RefSeq and is a predicted model, not a curated record. The coding region runs from base 31 to 1260 and encodes 409 amino acids. Gene Ontology annotation, molecular function: acetyl-CoA C-acetyltransferase activity. The transcript is spliced from 7 exons. Gene Ontology annotation, biological process: fatty acid beta-oxidation.